AUCUGGUGGAAGAAAAGUCAGGCAAACACAAGCACGCACACACCACUGGGAGAUCAGAUCUUCUAGCUGGCUCUCUGCUGCCACAGCUCCGCCGAAGGGAGGGGGUGGAAGAGGAGGACUAAACUCAGAGCUGAGAGGAGAGGCAGGUGUGUUCAGGUGCAUCACCUGGAUCAUGAGGUCACCCCUCUGCUGGCUCCUCCCACUUCUCAUCUUGGCCUCAGUGGCCCAAGGCCAGCCAACAAGACGACCAAGACCUGGGACUGGGCCCGGGCGCAGACCCAGGCCCAGGCCCAGGCCCACACCCAGCUUUCCUCAGCCUCAUGAACCAGCAGAGCCAACAGACCUGCCUCCUCCCCUCCCUCCAGGCCCUCCAUCUAUCUUCCCUGACUGUCCCCGCGAAUGCUACUGCCCCCCUGAUUUCCCAUCUGCCCUCUACUGUGAUAGCCGCAACCUGCGAAAGGUCCCUGUCAUCCCGCCCCGGAUCCAUUACCUCUAUCUCCAGAACAACUUCAUCACUGAGCUCCCGGUGGAGUCCUUCCAGAAUGCCACAGGACUGCGAUGGAUUAACCUGGACAACAACCGAAUCCGCAAGAUAGACCAGAGGGUGCUGGAGAAACUGCCCGGCCUGGUGUUCCUCUACAUGGAGAAGAACCAGUUGGAAGAGGUCCCCUCGGCCCUGCCCCGGAACCUGGAGCAGCUGAGGCUGAGCCAGAACCACAUCUCCAGAAUCCCGCCUGGUGUCUUCAGCAAGCUGGAGAACCUGCUGCUCCUGGAUCUCCAGCACAACAGGCUGAGUGAUGGCGUCUUCAAGCCCGACACCUUCCAGGGCCUCAAGAAUCUCAUGCAGCUCAAUCUGGCCCACAACAUCCUGAGAAAGAUGCCGCCCAGGGUCCCCACCGCCAUUCACCAGCUCUACCUGGACAGUAACAAGAUUGAGACCAUCCCUAACGGAUACUUCAAGAGCUUUCCCAAUCUUGCCUUCAUUCGGCUUAACUACAACAAGCUGACAGACAGGGGACUCCCCAAGAACUCCUUUAAUAUCUCCAACCUGCUCGUGCUCCACCUGUCUCACAACAGGAUCAGCAGUGUGCCCGCCAUCAACAACAGGCUGGAACACCUGUACCUCAACAACAAUAGCAUCGAGAAAAUCAACGGAACCCAGAUUUGCCCCAACGACCUAGUGGCGUUCCAUGACUUCUCCUCGGACCUGGAGAACGUGCCACACCUGCGCUACCUGCGGCUGGAUGGAAACUACCUGAAGCCGCCCAUUCCGCUGGACCUCAUGAUGUGCUUCCGCCUCCUGCAGUCCGUGGUCAUCUAGGCUCUACUCCGCCACGGGAUCUGCUCGGACCGCACUUGAAGGCUGGGGCCCAGGCGCCUGUGCCCGCCAUUCGUUUUCUCUCUCUCCCUUUCUUUCUCCCAGCUUUGCCUCUCUUAUCCCACCCUCGAGGCAGGGAAAAGCCAUCUAUUGUUCUGCAGCCUCAGGAGCGAGACUUCCAAGGGCUCAGUUUGGUCCCACCCAGUUGAAAGACACCCAGUGCACACCCAAACUCCUGGCCUUCUGUGGUUUCCCUUUGCUCCAGAAACACAGAUGUGUCUAAAGAC
Pongo pygmaeus (Bornean orangutan) is the source of this 1605-nucleotide messenger RNA. RefSeq names its product proline and arginine rich end leucine rich repeat protein (gene PRELP). The coding region runs from base 173 to 1321 and encodes 382 amino acids. The record is from RefSeq and is a predicted model, not a curated record. Gene Ontology annotation, molecular function: protein binding; heparin binding. The transcript is spliced from 3 exons. Lineage: Eukaryota; Metazoa; Chordata; Mammalia; Primates; Hominidae. Gene Ontology annotation, cellular component: extracellular exosome.